UUAUUUAAUUUUAUUUUUACAAAAAAAGAAGAAGAAAAUACAAUAAAUGGCUGUUGUUAUCAGAGGAUGCACUUGAGUUAAGGGCCUGACUUAACAAUUCUGUGAUUAGAGAGUAGGUUUAUACGGAGUACUCUUCUUUGGCGUCAUAGAUAUACUGUAAGAAAGACUUUUACCAAGACAACCCCUUUAACAAGACCGGCUCUGCUAAUAACGUCCAUUUAUGAAAUUUGUCCCCACCCAAUUCUCAUUUUGUCAUAUAAAACUCUUGUCAAACACCUCCACGGAACACUUCCCUUUCAAGCUGCUAUUUUCAACAAUUUCAGAAGCUCUUUCUCCCCUCUCUAAAAAAAAUGGGUUCAUCUUCAAGUCCAAUUAUAUCACCAAGAAAGCUAAGAUCUGAUCUUUAUUCAUUUGCAACUCAAGAUGAUCAUGAUCCAAAUACACCCUUAGUCAUAUCUGUUCUUGCUUCUCUCUUAGAAAGAACCAUGUCAAGAAAUGAAAGAAGUACAAAAAAGUUCAUCAACUCAUCACCGUCUUCGCCAUCGAAUGAUCGAACGCAUAUUUUUUAUUGCGAUCGAACACUUGACAUGACAAUCCAAUCUUUCCUUGAAAGAAUUUUUCGUUACACUCAUAUUGCACCUUCAAUCUAUGUAGUUGCUUACAUCUACAUUGAUAGGUUUUGCCAAAUUCACAAAGAAUUUCGGAUUACCAACACAAACGUUCAUAGAUUCUUGAUCACCACAAUUAUGGUUGCUUCAAAAUUUGUUGAGGAUAUGAAUUAUAGAAACUCUUACUUUGCAAAAGUCGGUGGAAUAACAACAAAAGAAAUGAACAAAUUAGAAGUGGAGUUUUUGUUUUUGAUGGGUUUUAAGUUACAUGUGAAUGUGAAAGUUUUUGAGAGCUAUUGUUGUCAUUUAGAGAGAGAAGUAAGUAUCGGUGGUGGGUAUCAAAUUGAGAGGAGUUUAGGGUUUAUGUGCGGUGGACAUAUGAAAUCAGUAAAAAGAGAGAAUAAUCAGAGAAAUAAUUUGAUGAUAACUACUUCAUCAAAUGUAGUUCAUAGUAAAUAGUACUAGUAUUUAUCAUGCACCCCAUCUCCUUCACAAUUUUGUUGGUAGGAUGUCAAUGUCAUGUAUAAAGUUUUUUUUUCUUUUU
This is a messenger RNA of Papaver somniferum (opium poppy), 1152 nucleotides long. Its product is annotated as cyclin-U2-1-like. The record is from RefSeq and is a predicted model, not a curated record. Gene Ontology annotation, molecular function: protein kinase binding. Gene Ontology annotation, biological process: regulation of cyclin-dependent protein serine/threonine kinase activity. Lineage: Eukaryota; Viridiplantae; Streptophyta; Magnoliopsida; Ranunculales; Papaveraceae. Bases 351 to 1067 code for a protein of 238 amino acids. The transcript is spliced from 2 exons.